Molecule: messenger RNA, 18359 nt
Organism: Coregonus sp. 'balchen'
Lineage: Eukaryota; Metazoa; Chordata; Actinopteri; Salmoniformes; Salmonidae
Source: the annotation of a GenBank genome assembly
AUGGCGACGGAGCUGAGAGGCUUUUGGAAGCUGUUUGGGUCACUGAGACAUAUUUACACUUUCUCUCUUCUAUUUUUGUUUGUGCAUUGUCAUACGUGUAAACAUCAAGUCCCAUCUCUGUCGGAGGUAAGUGUAGUUUAUCGCUUGCUUACCAGUUGUUUUCUCGUAAGGAAUCAAUGAGCCACUUUGCAAGGAAGACGCUCGAGCCAUGUCAAUAGGGGCGUUACAGGUCGACUGUCACUAUCUUAAAAUUGUAGCUAUUUCCUCUCGUAAAAUUACAUUAUUAAACGUUUCAUUUAAUGCAUGCAAUUCAAUGUAUUCUUUACAUGGAGAGCACUGUAUCAAAAUGAUGCUAAUCAUGUGGUUCACUCAUCGCAAGGUGUUUCUACAUGAUAAUACAGUAGCUACUUUGCUUUCAACAAUGUUUCUUCUUGUAGGUUGUCCAUAAAGUAUAUCUGAAGUCGGAAAGAUUAACCAAAAGAAGCUCUGAUCAACAAUUAAAGAUACAAAUAAUUUAUGAUUCAAGUGUGGACAAGUAAGAUUAUUUCUAUCCUACUAUUCUCAGAGUAUAUAAGUGUGUUCCUGGCCUUAGUGUAAGCCAAUCUCAUUGAUAUUGUAAAUACAUGUUAUGUCUUCUUCCAAAGGUUAACCUCAGAUAAAAGAAGACUUGUGAAGGUAUGUUUGUGUGAAUGAGGUCAGAGCUCUUUCCCAUUGACAUGCAGGACAAUAUAUAUAUAUAUAUAUAUAUAUAUAUAUACACACACACUACCAGUCAAAAGUUUGGACACACCUACUCAUUCAAGGGUUUUUCUUUAUUUUUACUAUUUUUUACAUUGUAGAAUAAUAGUGAAGACAGCAAAACUAUGAAAUAACACAUGGAAUCAUGUAGGAAACAAAAAGUUUUAAACAAAUCAAAAUAUAUGUUAUAUUUGAGAUUCUUCAAAUAGCCACCCUUUGUCUUGAUGACAGCUUUGCAAACUCUUGGCAUUCCCUCAACCAGCUUAACCUAGAAUGCUUUUCCAACAGUCUUGAAGGAGUUCCCACAUAUGCUGAGCACUUGUUGGCUGCUUUUCCUUAACUCUGCGGUCCGACUCAUCCCAAACCAUCUCAAUUGGGUUGACGUCGGGGGAUUGUGGAGGCCAGGUCAUCUGAUACAGCACUCAAUCACUCUCCUUCUUGGUAAAAUAGCUUUUACACAGCCUGGAAGUGUGUUGGGUCAUUGUCCUGUUGAAAAACAAAUGAUAGUCGCACUAAGCCCAAACCAGAUGGGAUGGUGUAUCGAUGUAGAAUGCUGUGGUAGCCAUGCUUGUUAAGUGUACCUUGAAUUCUAAAUAAAUCACAGACAGUGUCACCAGUAAAGCACCCCCACACCAUAACACCACCUCCUCCAUGCUUUACGGUGGGAAAUACACAUGCAGAGAUCAUCCGUUCACCCACACCGUGUCUCACAAAGACACAGCGGUUUGAACCAAAAAUCUCACAUUUGACUCCAGACCAAAGGAUAGAUUUCCACCGGUCUAAUGUCCAUUGCUCGUGUUUCUUGGCCCAAGCAGGUCUCUUCUUCUUAUUGGUGUCCUUUAGUAGUGGUUUCUUUGCAGCAAUUCGACCAUGAAGGCCUGAUUCACACAGUCGAUGUUGAGAUGUGUCUGUGACUUGAACUCUGUAAAGCAUUUAUUUGGGCUGCAAUUUCUGCGGCUGGUAACUCUAAUGAACUUAUCCUCUGCAAAAGAGGUAACUCUGGGUCUUUUAUUCCUGUCAUCCUCAUGAGAGCCAGUUUCAUCAUAGAGCUUGAUGUUUUUUGCGACUGCACUUGAAGAAACUUUCAAAGUUCUUGAAAUGUUUCGUGUUGACUGACCUUUAUGUCUUAAAGUAAUGAUGGACUGUCAUUUCUCUUUGCUUAUUUGAGCUGUUCUUGCCAUAAUAUGGACUUGGUAUUUGACCAAAUAGGGCUAUCUUCUGUAUACCCACCCUACCUUUUCACAACACAGCUGAUUGGUUCAAACGCAUUAAGAAGGAAAUCAAUUCCACAAAUUAACUUUUUAGAAGGCACUCCUGUUAAUUGAAAUGCAUUCCAGGUGACUACCUCAUGAAGCUGGUUGAGGGAAUGCCAAAAGUGUUUAAAGCUGUCACCAAAGCAAAGGGUGGCUAUUUGAACAAUCUCAAAUAUAAAAUAUAUUUUGAUUUGUUUAACACUUUUUUGGUUACUACAUGAUUCCAUAUGUGUUAUUUCAUAGUUUUGAUGUCUUCACUAUUAUUCUAAAACUUAGAAAAUAGUAAAAAUAAAGAAAAACCCUGGAAUGAGUAGGUGUGUCCAAACUUUUAACUGGUACUGUGUGUGUAUAUAUACAGUGGGGGAAAAAAGUAUUUAGUCAGCCACCAAUUGUGCAAGUUCUCCCACUUAAAAAGAUGAGAGAGGCCUGUAAUUUUCAUCAUAGGUACACGUCAACUAUGACAGACAAAUUGAGAUUUUUUUUCUCCAGAAAAUCACUUUGUAGGAUUUUUAAUGAAUUUAUUUGCAAAUUAUGGUGGAAAAUAAGUAUUUGGUCACCUACAAACAAGCAGGAUUUCUGGCUCUCACAGACCUGUAACUUCUUCUUUAAGAGGCUCCUCUGUCCUCCACUCGUUACCUGUAUUAAUGGCACCUGUUUGAACUUGUUAUCAGUAUAAAAGACACCUGUCCACAACCUCAAACAGUCACACUCCAAACUCCACUAUGGCCAAGACCAAAGAGCUGUCAAAGGACACCAGAAACAAAAUUGUAGACCUGCACCAGGCUGGGAAGACUGAAUCUGCAAUAGGUAAGCAGCUUGGUUUGAAGAAAUUAACUGUGGGAGCAAUUAUUAGGAAAUGGAAGACAUACAAGACCACUGAUAAUCUCCCUCGAUCUGGGGCUCCACGCAAGAUCUCACCCCGUGGGGUCAAAAUGAUCACAAGAACGGUGAGCAAAAAUCCCAGAACCACACGGGGGGACCUAGUGAAUGACCUGCAGAGAGCUGGGACCAAAGUAACAAAGCCUACCAUCAGUAACACACUACGCCGCCAGGGACUCAAAUCCUGCAGUGCCAGACGUGUCCCCCUGCUUAAGCCAGUACAUGUCCAGGCCCGUCUGAAGUUUGCUAGAGUGCAUUUGGAUGAUCCAGAAGAGGAUUGGGAGAAUGUCAGAUGAAACCAAAAUAUAACUUUUUGGUAAAAACUCAACUCGUUGUGUUUGGAGGACAAAGAAUGCUGAGUUGCAUCCAAAGAACACCAUACCUACUGUGAAGCAUGGGGGUGGAAACAUCAUGCUUUGGGGCUGUUUUUCUGCAAAGGGACCAGGACGACUGAUCCGUGUAAAGGAAAGAAUGAAUGGGGCCAUGUAUCGUGAGAUUUUGAGUGAAAACCUCCUUCCAUCAGCAAGGGCAUUGAAGAUGAAACGUGGCUGGGUCUUUCAGCAUGACAAUGAUCCCAAACACACCGCCCGGGCAACGAAGGAGUGGCUUCGUAAGAAGCAUUUCAAGGUCCUGGAGUGGCCUAGCCAGUCUCCAGAUCUCAACCCCAUAGAAAAUCUUUGGAGGGAGUUGAAAGUCUGUGUUGCCCAGCGACAGCCCCAAAACAUCACUGCUCUAGAGGAGCUCUACAUGGAGGAAUGGGCCAAAAUACCAGCAACAGUGUGUGAAAACCUUGUGAAGACUUACAGAAAACGUUUGACCUGUGUCAUUACCAACAAAGGGUAUAUAACAAAGUAUUGAGAAACUUUUGUUAUUGACCAAAUACUUAUUUUCCACCAUAAUUUGCAAAUAAAUUAAUUAAAAAUCCUACAAUGUGAUUUUCUGGAUUUUGAAAAAAAAUUGUCUGUCAUAGUUGACGUGUACCUAUAAUGAAAAUUACAGGCCUCUCUCAUCUUUUUAAGUGGGAGAACUUGCACAAUUGGUGGCUGACUAAAUACUUUUUUCCCCACUGUAUGUGUGUCAUGUCUAUCACAUCUACAUGAUAAUCUUACCUAUGUUAAGUUUUGUUGCACCAGGCUAAUAUUAUGUUAUGUGCAUUCUAGCUAGCUGCUGGUUUAACAAGUACUGCCUUUUUGUUUUCUACAGGAUAAACUUUUUCCACAAGCAAUUGAUUAUUUACAGAAGGUUUUUCAGGUUCGCCGGAAAGCAGGGCCUAUACUACUCAGCAGGUCGAGAGCUCACCUCCCAUCACCAUCCAACACAGUCCAAUAACAUGUCCUAAUCUCAAGUAGACAAUACAAUAGUUUCAAGUUUGUAAUUAAAUUGGGGUAGUGUAGCAUUUUAAGAUGUUCAAGAUAAUCUAUUUUAUUGAAUUGGCCUUAAACAUAGCAUGCUUUUCAUAUAUUGAAUAUCAAAAAGAGCACACUAAGUUUACACAAGGCUCGAUCAGUCAGAGGUUCAGUUGAUGUAUCUUUCUCUUGCAUUAUAAAAUUGUGUGUUUCUGUUCAGACAAUGUGUGACCAAUCAGUAUCUGAGGAAGAAAGAUGACCCUCACCGCUACUGCCAGGGAUCAUGUGCAGACAUCACAAAGUGUGGACCCGUCAUUGUUCCUGAGCAUCAUCUGCAGGUCAGUCUACGCCACUGAGGUGUAGUGACCAGGUAGGUUGGUUGAUAGACUAGUUAUUAGUAAUACCUAUUCUAUCAACCAACCUAAUUAGUCAGUGUUGGUCACUGUUAUUGGUCACCGUUAUUACCAUGUGAUUUCUGGUGAUGAUUUGUUAUUGAUGAAAAAUGGCAUGUACAUUGUCAUUAGGGAUGCCUGUCCUUCCGCUGUCUUCCACAAUCAUGUAUUUUGUCCGCAUACAUUGCCCACUACUAUCCACUACCAAUACAGAUAACUCAUACAUUGCCCACUACUAUCCACAUCCACUACCCAUACAGACAACUCAUACGCACAUAGAAUAAAAAAGGUUUUACCAGAUAUUGUUCAUCCUGAUCAGACAGGUUUUUUACAUGGACAAUAUAUUGGAGAUAAUAUACGACAAUUACUUGAAACAAUUGAACAUUAUGCAACAUCAAAGAUACCAGGCCUGGUAUUCAUAGCAGAUUUUGAAAAGGCGUUUGAUAAAGUACGACUAGAAUUUAUAUAUAAAUGCCUGGCCUACUUUAAUUUAGGUUAAUCUCUUCUACAAUGAGUUAAAGUUAUGUACAGCAACCCCAGGUGUAAAAUAGUAAAUAAUGGUUACUUCUCAGAAAGUAUUGAGCUGUUAAGAGGAGUAAAACAAGGCUGUCCGUUGUCUCCAUAUCUAUUUAUUAUGGCCAUCGAAAUGCUAGCUAUUAAAGUCAGAUCCAACAAAAACAUCAAAGGGUUAGAAACCCGUGGGUUAAAAACAAAAGUGUCAAUGUAUGCCGAUGACUGAGUUCUUUUAAAAGUCCGCAAUCUGGAUCCCUGCAUGGUCACAUUGAAGAUCUUGAUCACUUUUUAACCUCUCUGGACUAAAACUGAAUUAUGACAAGAGUACCAUAUUAUGUAUUGGAUCGUUAAAAGACACAAUGUAUACACUACCUUGUAGUUGACCAAUAACAUGGGCGGAUGGUGAAGUAGACAUACUUGGGAUUCAUAUCUAAAAAAAAUAUAUAUGAAUUUACCACAACCAAUUUCGAUAGAAAGUUUGCAAAAAUAGAUACGAUUCUGCAACCAUGGAGAGGUAAAUACUUGUCUAUUUAUGGAAUAAUCACAUUGAUCCACAGCUCUGUGGAGUGUACGGCUUAAAGUGGUCCUAUGGACAGAUACUCCAAUCUCCACUGUGGAGCUUUGCAGCUCCUUCAGAGUUAUCUUUGGUCUCUUUGUUGCCUCUCUGAUUAAUGCCCUCCUUGCCUGGUCCGUGAGUUUUGGUGGGCGGCCCUCUCUUGGCAGGUUUGUUGUGGUGCCAUAUUAUUUCCAUUUUUAUAUAAUGGAUUUAAUGGUGCUCCGUGGGAUGUUCAAAGUUUCUGAUAUUUUUUUAUAACCCAACCCUGAUCUGUACUUCUCCACAACUUUGUCCCUGGCCUGUUUGGAGAGCUCCAUGUUGCCGCUUGCUUGGUGGUGCCCCUUGCUUAGUGGUGUUGCAGACUCUGGGGCCUUUCAGAACAGGUGUAUAUAUACUGAGAUCAUGUGACAGAUCAUGUGACACUUAGAUUGCACACAGGUGGACUUUAUUUAACUAAUUAUGUGACUUCUGAAGAUAAUUGGUUGCACCAGAUCUUAUUUAGGGACUUCAUAGCAAAGGGGGUGAAUACAUAUGCAUGCACCACUUUUCCGUUAUUAAUUCUUUAGAAUUCUUUGAAACAAGUUAUUUUUUUCAUUCCACUUCACCAAUUAGGACUAUUUUGUGAAUGUCCAUUACAUGAAAUGCAAAUUAAAAAAUCCAUUUAAAUUACAGGUUGUAAUGCAACAAAAUAAGAAAAACAUCAAGGGGGAUGAAUACUUUUGCAAGGCACUGUAAGUUAUACUUAAACCUGAACUGGUUCUCCAGUAGAUUAUUAAGAAAGGCUCAUCCUUUGUUCAAAAAUUGCAUUUUUGCCUUUACAAAUUCUGAUUUCCGACUAAUUGAAAAUGAAACUUUGUUUCAAGUAUCGCCCUUCUUAAACAAGCCAUACAAAGCUGGUUACAAUUUCAAUUUCAUCCUCCAGAAAAGAUGCAACAAAUAUUAUGGUUAAACUCAAAUAUACUGAUUUGAUAAAAAUAAAAUAAAAAACGUUCUUUAUGAUUAUUUUUUUGAAUUGUGUUAGAUUUAUUAAUGAUAUUAUGAAUAGAAAUUGUGAAGUUAUGUCACAUGCAGCUAUCAAAUAUAUGGGUAUGUUUGCUCAAUCCAAAUGUACAACCAACUGAUUGCAAAAUUACCGCAAAGUGGAAGAGGGAGAAGGUAGGGAACUUGUUUGUCUGCCAUAUAUUAAAGAUACAAAUUGGCUGAAAAGGAUUGGCAUAAAUAGAAAAAUAUACCAGUUUCAUUUGAGGACAGAAACACAGGUUGCAAAAUAAAUGGGAAGAGAUUUUCGAUGUACCGAUUCCAUGGCACAUGAUAUAUGAACUGAUACAAAAAACAACACUUGAUUCACUCUUCGAGUUUUUCAAUUUAAAUUAUUAUACAAAAUUCUUGACACCAACAGAAUGCUAUAUACAGUGCAUUCGGAAAGUAUUCAGACCCCUUGACCUUUUCCACAAUUCUAAAAUUGAUUUAAUAAUUUUUUCCCCUCAUCAAUCUACACACAAUACCACAUAAUGACAAAGCGAAAACAUGUUUUUAUACAUAAAUAUAUUUUGAUUUGGUUACUACAUGAUUCCAUACAGUGAGGGAAAAAAAGUAUUUGAUCCCCUGCUGAUUUUGUACGUUUGCCCACUGACAAAAAUGAUCAGUCUAUAAUUUUAAUGGUAGGUUUAUUUGAACAGCGAGAGACAGAAUAACAACAAAGAAAUCCAGAAAAACGCAUGUCAAAAAUGUUAUAAAUUGAUUUGCAUUUUAAUGAGGGAAAUAAGUAUUUGACCCCCUCUCCGUCAAAGAUUUCUGGCUCCCAGGUGUCUUUUAUACAGGUAACGAGCUGAGAUUAGGAGCACACUCUUAAAGGGAGUGCUCCUAAUCUCAGUUUGUUACCUGUAUAAAAGACACCUGUCCACAGAAGCAAUCAAUCAAUCAGAUUCCAAACUCUCCACCAUUGCCAAGACCAAAGAGCUCUCCAAGGAUGUCAGGGACAAGAUUGUAGACCUACACAAGGCUGGAAUGGGCUACAAGACCAUCGCCAAGCAGCUUGGUGAGAAGGUGACAACAGUUGGUGCGAUUAUUCGCAAAUGGAAGAAACACAAAAGAACUGUCAAUCUUCCUCUGCCUAGGGCUCCAUGCAAGAUCUCACCUCGUAGAGUUGCGAUGCGCAUGAGAACGGUGAGGAAUCAGCCCAGAACUACACGGGAGGAUCUUGUAAAUAAUCUCAAGGCAGCUGGGACCAUAGUCACCAAGAAAACAAUUGGUAACACACUACGCCGUGAAGGACUGAAAUCCUGCAGCGCCCGCACGGUCCCCCUGCUCAAGAAAGGACAUAUACAGGCCCGUCUGAAGUUUGCCAAUGAACAUCUGAAUGAUUCAGAGGAGAACUGAGUGAAAGUGUUGUUGUCAGAUGAGACCAAAAUCAAGCUCUUUGGCAUCAACUCAACUCGCCGUGUUUGGAGGAGGAGAAAUGCUGCCUAUGACCCCAAGAACACCAUCCCCACCCUAAAACAUGGAGGUGGAAACAUUAUGCUUUGGGGGUGUUUUUAUGCUAAGGGGACAGGACAACUUUACCGCAUCAAAGGGAUGAUGGACGGGGCCAUGUACCGUCAAAUCUUGGGUGAGAACCUCCUUCCCUCAGCCAAGGCAUUGAAAAUGGGUCGUGGAUGGGUAUUCCAGCAUGACAAUGACCCAAAACACACGGCCAAGGCAACAAAGGAGUGGCUCAAGAAGAAGCACAUUAAGGUCCUGGAGUGGCCUAGCCAGUCCCCAGACCUUAAUCCCAUAGAAAAUCUGUGGAGGGAGCUGAGGGUUCGAGUUGCCAAACGUCAGCCUCAAAACCUUAAUGACUUGGAGAAGAUCUGCAAAGAGGAGUGGGACAAAAUCCCUCCUGAGAUGUGUGCAAACCUGGUGGCCAACUACAAGAAACGUCUGACCUCUGUGAUUGCCAACAAGGGUUUUGCCACCAAGUACUAAGUCAUGUUUUGCAGAGGGGUCAAAUACAUAUUUUUUCUUGCAUGGAGCCCCAGGCCGAGGGAGAUUGACAGUUAUUUUGUGUUUCUUCCAUUUGCGAAUAAUCGCACCAACUGUUGUCACCUUCUCACCAAGCUGCUUGGCGAUGGUCUUGUAGCCCAUUCUAGCCUUGUGUAGGUCUACAAUCUUGUCCCUGACAUCCUUGGAGAGCUCUUUGGUAUUGGCAAUGGUGGAGAGUUUGGAAUCUGAUUGAUUGAUUGCUUCUGUGGACAGGUGUCUUUUAUACAGGUAACAAGCUGAGAUUAGGAGCACUCCCUUUAAGAGUGUGCUCCUAAUCUCAGCUCGUUACCUGUAUAAAAGACACCUGGGAGCCAGAAAUCUUUCUGAUUGAGAGGGGGUCAAAUACUUAAUUCCCUCAUUAAAAUGCAAAUCAAUUUAUAACGUUUUUGACAUGCUUUUUUCUGGAUUUAAUAAACCUACCAUUAAAACUAUAGACUGAUAAUUUAUUUGUCAGUGGGCAAACGUACAAAAUCAGCAGGGGAUCAAAUACUUUUUUCCCUCACUGUAUGUGUUAUUUCAUAGUUUUGAUGUCUUCACUAUUAUUCUACAAUAUAGAAAAUAGUACAAAUAAAGAAAAACCCUGGAAUGAGUAGGUGUGUCCAAACUUUUGACUGGUAGUGUUCAUUUUAAGUACUUUAAAUACAGUUUUAUUUGACUUGGCCUGAAGCAAUUAAUACUUAAAACCUCUGUUUUCAUGCUCAACUGGAUUUCCUCUAUAGGAUAUCUACUCACCUGGCUUUCAAUCAUUGCCUUCUGCUGCUAUGUUGAACAGGUCUCUCUUGCAAAAGCGAUUAUCUCAAUGACACUAACCAAGGUUAAAUGGAAUGAUAUGCGUACCACAUGCCUGCGUGGGAUCGGAUUCCGGCCACACCGGUCUUUACACUCUCUUCCCUCUGUCUUCCCUCUCUCUCCCUGCUUAUUCCAUGUAUCCCUAUCAAUAAAAUAUGUAUUUAAAAAAAGAUGCUCAACUGGUAGGCCUAUAGAAAGGUUGGCUGAUGUUGGUCUUGAGUACUGUAGUUUGAUUGUUAUUAUGUCCAUCAUGUGAUUUUCAGUAAUGCAAGGUAUUUCAGGUCUUACUUGUAGAUUCAGGGCUCACCUGUAAAAGAGACAUGGGUCUUUAAUGUGACUUUCCUGUUUAAAUAAAGGUUAAUUAACUAAAAUGAAAUAAAAAUGCUAUUCUAUGUAUGUGAUUUCCAGCAAUGCAAGGUGUGCAGCGAGACAGGGAGGUCGUGUGGCUCGGCAGGGCCUCUGGAUGGGAAGGGGGUGGAGGGGGCUGACUUUGUCCUCUAUGUCAGCGGGGUGACUACAGAACGCUGUGGACAGGAGAAUAUUGUGGCCUACGCUGCAUACUGUCAACUGGAGUCUGAGCUGGACAGGUAAGCCUGCAACCCUAUACACUUUUAUUAGGGGUGUAAUGGUACAGGUAUUCGUACAGAACUGUUCGGUAUGGGGACCUCAGUUCGGUCCACACUGUGAACCUGAAUGAAUACAUUAACCUCCUAAGGUCGAUGUCCGUGCCCCCGCGUAAAUCUAAUCUGUCAGUUUAAACUAGAGAUAUCCGUUUUUUUUGCAUUGGAUGCGUCUCAAUCCACUGCAUCCGCCUAUGUAACACUUUCAUAUCUGCGGUGACAGAGCUAGAGCGGUGUUUGUCAGAUCAUGAGACAUCCCAUAAAUCAGUCUUCUCACAAAAUUGUCUGUAGCAUCCGAGCGGUUUUGCCUACAAAAUAUUAUGACCCCUCUAUGGAAAGAUGAGACUCUCACAAACACGUUUUGCUCUACGACCCCCACAAGUGUCUUGGGACUCGUCUGAAGUCUGUACAGACAAUCUGCCAACUUCUGUCUGUAGCGUCCGAACAGUUUGGGCUACACACUAAUAUGACCCCUCUGUGUAAAGGUGAGACUCUUCCAAACACGUACAUGUCGGUUGUUUUGCUCGUCUGAAGGUCCCCCAGUACCAGUCAAGUACAUAUGGAGACUGUUUAGUGACAACAAUAAGGAGUUAAAUACAUGUUUAAAAAAAUAUAUGUAUAUACAGUACAAGUCAAAAGUUUGGAUUCACCUACUCAUUCAAGGGUUUUUCUUUAUUUUUACUAUUUUCUACAUUGUAGAAUAAUAGUGAAGACAUCAAAACUAUGAAAUAACACAUAUGGAAUCAUGUAGUAACCAAAAAAGUGUUAAACAAAUCAAAAUAUAUUUUAUAUUUGAGAUUCUUCAAAUAGCCACCCUUUGCCUUGAUGACAGCUUUGCACACUCUUGGCAUUCUCUCAACCAGCUUCACCUGGAAUGCUUUUCCAACAGUCUUAAAGGAGUUCCCACAUAUGCUGAGCACUUGUUGGCUGCUUUUCCUUCACUCUGCGGUCCGACUUAUCCCAAACCAUCUCAGUUGGGUUGAGGUCGGGAGAUAGUGGAGGUCGGGAGAUAGUGGAGGCCAGGUCAUCUGAUGCAGCACUGCAUCACUCUCCUUCUUGGUAAAAUAGCCCUUACACAGCCUGGAGGCGUGUUGGGUCAUUGUCCUGUUGAAAAACAAAUGAUAGUCCCACUAAGCCCAAACCAGAUGGGAUGGCGUAUCGCUGCAGAAUACUGUGGUAGCCAUGCUGGUUAAGUGUGCCUUGAAUUCUAAAUAAAUCACAGACAGUGUCACCAGCAAAGCACCCCCACACUAUAACACCCCCUCCUCCAUGCUUUAUCGUGGGAACUACACUUGCGGAGAUCAUCCAUUCACCCACACCGCGUCUCACAAAGACAUGGCGGUUGGAACCAAAAAUCUCAAAUUUGGACUCCAGACCAAAGGACAAAUUUCCACCGGUCUAAUGUCCAUUGCUCGUGUUUCUUGGCCCAAGCAGGUCUCUUCUUCUUAUUGGUGUCCUUUAGUAGUGGUUUCUUUGCAGCAAUUCGACCAUGAAGGCCUGAUCCACACAGUCCCCUCUGAACAGUUCAUGUUGAGAUGCAUCUGUGACUUGAACUCUGUGAAGCAUUUAUUUGGGCUGCAAAUUCUGAGGCUGGUAACUCUAAUGAACUUAUCCUCUGCAGCAGAGGUAACUCUGGGUCUUCCAUUCCUGUGGUGGUCCUCAUGAGAGCCAGUUUCAUCAUAGCGCUUGAUGGGUUUUGCGACUGCACUUGAAAAACCUUCAAAGUUCUUGAAAUGUUCCGUAUUGACUGACCUUCAUGUCUUAAAGUAAUGAUGGACUGUCGUUUCUCUAUGCUUAUUUGAGCUGUUCUUGCCAUAAUAUGGACUUGGUAUUUUACCAAAUAGGGCUAUCUUCUGUAUACCCCCCCUACCUUGUCACAACACAGCUGAUUGGCUCAACCGCAUUAAGAAGGAAAUAAAUUCCACAAAUUAACUUUUAAUAAGGCACACCUGUUAAUUGGGACUGUUGUUCCAUGUGGUGAAUCUGUAAUUCAAUGCGUUUGUAUGGACUAAUAGCAGUAAGGCCCAAAGUAUUUUUUCAUGACACUUUUUUAUAUAUGUUUUUGAUACUUCAAGGGGUCUUAAAAUUAUAAAUCAAAUAGCUAAAUGUUCCUUGGUAUGACGUUCUUAAAAUAAUUCCAUAUAGUUUAGUAUAACACCACCCUCCUCCCCCUGCUUAGACAGGGCUUAGAUUCAUGGGUUAAAAAAAACAUUAUUUACAAAAUAAAACCCUAGUCCUAUAGGCUAUGCCCUAAUUUUUGUUGUAGGCCUAUGCCUCAUGAGUAAAUUUGAGCUGAAAAAAAUACAUGAGGCUAUUCUAUUAAAACGACUAGAGCUUAUGCACACAUUAUCAAAAUUAACAUCUUAAUUGUCGCAUGUCAAACUGUCCUUUUGUGAGGCGGAGCCGGGAAGUAGUUCUGUAUGAUGGCGAGUGGUGGGGUCGAUACACCAGAAUUGGAGGAUCCUCCAUCAUCGUUUAAAUCUCAAGUUUGGUAACAUUUUGGCUUCAAAGUAGAUUACAAUGGCGAUGGACAGAGAGUUGUGGAUAAAACGUUAGCAGUAUGUCCCAAAGCUCAACGACAAUAGCCUAUGCAGCUGCCAACACCUCAAAAAUGUUGACACAUUAACACCGACAUCACCCCAGUAUACCGGAGCAAGAUGGAAACGCAAUGAAACAACAACACAACAUCGUCUCGCUCUGCAUUCAAGCAGCCCUUCGCAGCUGAUUCUUAGAGCGAUAGGUAGGCUAUGUUUAUAUAUUUUGUUACAGUCUUUGGUUUAUAGCCGCGGAUAUGCGCCCAUUCUUCGUGGUUGAGAAUAGGGGUUUUCUUUCAGCACCUCGUGAAAGUGCUUGAGCCACGUUACGAACUUCCUUCUUGCACCCAUUUCAGCAAACAGGUAGUACUUGCUCUAUAUAAGCCAACCAAAGCAGAAGUUUUCAGUGAAUUGGCCAAUGCACCCUGUGUUGCGCUUACUUAACAGUGACAGCCCAUCACAUUACCCCGGAGUGGGAGGUGUACCGUGCUACAGACACGCCCCUUUUAUGAGAGUCAGAAGUGCGCAUCUCGCACUGAAGGAGGCAGUGCCAUGGUGCAUUCCCAUCCAAGUGUGAAGUGGGAAUUUACCACAUAUGACUGGGAAAAAUCCACUCAACGCCCCUCACUGGUAAUUACUAGUGGAAAACUUGUCUAUCAUCCUGAGCACCUACUUCUCCCACAUGGUGACCUCUGAGGUCACCUACUAAGGAAAUGGCCUCUAUAACAGCAUUUUCAGCCAUUACUGUAAAUGCAACAAGAAAACAACAUUUAAAAAAAACAAUCUAUUCAUGUGGUUUUUGAACUCUGUCAUUUGUUUACAUGAUAGCUGUACUUUUAGUUUAUGGUUGACACAGCUUGUUGGCCAUUAGCCAAUCAGCGUUUCUUCAUGAGUUCAAAUCACAUGAAUGCAUCCAACUAGUAUUUACGACUUCACAACUGGUAAAUUCCCACCUCCCACAUGGUUACAAACACAGCAUCAGAGUCAAAACUUGAGAGGCCCAACAUAACAAUCUGGUCACAACAGACAAUGCAAGGAACAUUUUGAGUGCUGAACAUUGUGAAUGGCAUUUCAUGUUCCCGCUGUACCGAUUCUGAACCUUGACCCCAAAAUCGCAAUACGUACCGAACCGUGGGUUUGGUGAACCGUUACACCCCUACUCUUUAUACAUACCUAGUUAUACAUACCCUUUUAGAGGUUUAUGGCAGCAUUUUAGGCUAUUCCAGAAUGCCUUAGGUAGUGAUUGGGUUUGGUAGGUGACAUGGUAGCUAUUGGCCCCUGAAUAGGUAUUUUAACCCAAUAACAUCAUAAUAAUGUCAGUUUCACUCUCUUUACAUUUUCAGACCCAUUGCUGGAUAUGCCAACCUGUGCCCCAAUAUGAUAUCCACCCAACCUCAGGAGUUUGAGAGCAUGCUGUCAACCGUCAAACACGAAAUCAUACAUGCCCUGGUGGGUGCAUUGGAAACAAUUUACAUUCUAUUCCUAUUGGGGUGAAGCUAGUCAUGAAUGACUUAAAUAAAUAACAUAAUGAAUCGAACCUGUCCAACACAGAUUUCAUUAUUGAUUGAGUAAUGUGGUUUUAUUAUUUUGUUUAACGUAUUUGUCCAAAAGGGUUUUUCAGCAGGGCUGUUUGCAUUUUAUCAUGAUUAUAAUGGCAAGCCAUUGACACCUCGGUUUGCAAGUGGACUACCAGCAUUCAACGAGAGGUAUGUAUACUUGAUCAUGUUUUUAUAAUUGUGCCGUUUGUAAUAACCAGUAGGCCUAGACAAUAAUAUAAUUGUUUUUCUGUUGUGCAUUGUAUUUUCCCAUUCAUUCUGUUAACAGUUAAGACUGCUCUUGCUUUCUAUUAUAGUUUAGGCCUGUAUCAAUGGAGUGAUGCAGUGAUACGUAGAGUGACUCGAUUAUGGGACAUCCGUGGUGGCGUGAUGGUCCGUCAUGAAGUGCAUCUUCUAGUGACACCGCGUGUUGUGGUAAGAAUCCUUAUUUUAAGCUCCUCAUUGAAUCAUGUAUUUACAUGAAUUUCUUUUUGUUGAUUUUCGAAAUGUAACCUUUAUUUAACUAGGCAAGUCAGUUAAGAACACAUUUACAAUGACGGCCUACCCCGGCCAAACCCUCCCCUAACCUGGACGACGCUGGGAGAAUUGUGCGCCGCCCUAUGUGACUCCCGAUCACGGCCGGUUGUGAUACAGCCCGGGAUCGAACCAGGGUCUGUAGUGACGCCUCUAGCACUGAGAUGCAGUGCCUUAUACCGCUGCACCACUCAUGGGUAGAUACAGUAUGUCCCUUUGUAGAGGCAAUGCUGGGCUGUUCUGCGUGGUGUUAUGUUGUGUUGUGCUGCGCUGCUCUGUACUGUCCUGUAAUGUGGUUAAUGUUUGUGUCCUGUACCCUUGCAUGUGUUGGCAGGAGGAGGCGAGGAGACACUUUGGCUGUCCCAUUCUGGAGGGUAUGGAGCUGGAGAACCAGGGAGGGUUGGGUACUGAGCUGAACCACUGGGAGAAGAGGCUACUAGAGGUAACAGGAGGGUAUGGAGCUGGAGAACCAGGGAGGGUUGGGGACAGAGCUGAGCCACUGGGAGAAGAGGCUACUAGAGGUAACAGGAGGGUAUGGAGCUGGAGAACCAGGGAGGGUUGGGUACUGAGCUGAACCACUGGGAGAAGAGGCUACUAGAGGUAACAGGAGGGUAUGGAGCUGGAGAACCAGGGAGGGUUGGGUACUGAGCUGAGCCACUGGGAGAAGAGGCUACUAGAGGUAACAGGAGGGUAUGGAGCUGGAGAACCAGGGAGGGUUGGGUACUGAGCUGAGCCACUGGGAGAAGAGGCUACUAGAGGUAACAGGAGGGUAUGGAGCUGGAGAACCAGGGAGGGUUGGGUACUGAGCUGAACCACUGGGAGAAAAGGGAGGUAGAGAUAACAGGAGGGCUGAAGUUUGAUGGCAUUGUACUGUGCUUCGUUUUUACUGUUAUCUGAAAUGAUUCCUUUCUGUACAAUAUGUGUAGCCUACGUUAUAUCUUUACUUAGCCUACUAGAACUGAUGUCUGUACUGGAAUUCCUGAUAUAGACCUAACCACACCAUAGCCUUUCACUCCGUUUCAUAGUCUGUAUAUCUAUUGUGAAUUCUGCAUUUCUUAUUUAACUACAGUUCACUGCUCAUCAUCAGCACUUAUAUGCUCAUAUAGGUUCAUUAUUAAUCUAUAUAUGAUACAAGGAUGAUUCUCCUGUUUGUAUUAAUAACAGAAUGAAGCUAUGACUGGAUCGCACACACAAAACAGGGUGUUUUCUAGGAUCACCUUGGCCAUCAUGGAAGACACAGGGUAAGGUUGCUGACUGUUUCAAGAAAAUAUGGAAUACAAGAAAAUAAUGACUUACAUUUUAUGUAAUUUCAAGAGCUUUGACUAUUAAACAACUUGGCUAUUUUUUCUUGAGCCUUAGUGUGCAUUGGUGUGAUUGAAAGUACUUGACUUUGACAUGAUUUGUAUUGAAGUUCAAGAGUUUACCUGACUUGAUGUACAAUGUGUUCGGGUCAUCUCUUUCUCUAUGUAGUUGGUACAGAGCCAACUACAGCAUGGCAGAGAGGCUGGACUGGGGCAAGGGCCUGGGCUGUGACUUUGUGAUGAAGAGCUGUAAAUUCUGGAUUGAAAGGCAACGUCAGAGGUAAGGAGGUAUCUAAUCAGAGUUAAGGUUUCUUAUUGUACACAACAGGCUGAAACAUCUAAACGUCUAGGCACAUGGCAUGCCCCUAAACGAAUUUAAAGUAGAACCAGCCGACGCACCCUGUCUCAUAUGUCAACAUUUCUGUGCACACAAACAUCUUAGAAACUCUAUUAGAAAUUAAUUGUAACAAACAACAAUAAAAACAUUUAAAUGAGAAAUGGUGGCUCUACCUGAUCCAACCCUCUGUGUGUUAUUGUUUUUCAGUCGUAAAGUGGUGACCCCUUACUGUGACACGGUGCGGGCCACACCCCUCCAGCUCACCUGCAGGCAGGACCAGCUGGCUGUGGCCGUCUGCAACCUGCAGAAGUACCCUCAGGACCUACCCCUGGACUACCAGGUAAAAUACUAGUCUCACAAUGCCGUCCUUCAAAGUCACGAAGCCUAGAAAUCGAGGCUAUGACAACACACCCAGUGAUAACCACAUGAUGCUAGCAAGAGUCUGUGUCAGAAACCUAUUGGACCACUACAGAGGAUUAGAAGACAAACAAAAAUAUUGUAAGUGUAUGACACAACAAUUUACUAAACACUUGCACCCAAGCAAAGUUUGUACCUAUAAGACAAAAAAGGCUACAAAAACAAACAAAAAACACAUAUGAAAUGGUCUUUAUUUAAGAUGUUGUUGACCAGUUGUGACCUGCAUAGUACACCCCAUACAGUAAUUCUUGUCCACUUCCCCUCCUGCAGUACUUUGACCAUAUCCCUGAUGUCUCUGUGAGGGACGUUGCCUCCUACGGUGGAGCUGUGGAGAUCGCUGACUACUGUCCCUUCAGCCAGGAGUUCAGCUGGCACCUGAGCGGAGAGUACCAACGCAACUCCUACUGCAGGGUCCAGGAGAACCAGCCUGGUAAUAUCCCUUCCCUUCUUGCAUUGUUCUUGCCUCUUGGUGCCUCAGACCACUGGGCCUUAGUUAAUGUUGACUCACUAGAAGGUCUGCAAAAUUCCGGAAACAUUCCCAGGUUUUCCAGAAAUCACAGUUGGAUGAUUCCCUGUUGGAGUGUUCCAUGUUCCCUCUCUGCUUAUUCCCUCCCAAUUCUGGUAAUCUUCCAACUGGGAUUUCUGGAAAACAUGAAAAUUGUGUUUCCGGAAAGUUUGUCAUUUUGUAACCCUACUUGCUAGUAGGCUACCUGACACAUUGUUUCCAGAUUCGUGGAGGAACUACGGAGCUGAGCAGUAUGGUCCAGACUCCGUGUGUCUGUACCAGAAGACAGCCUUCGUCAUGGAGCAGUGUACCAGGCGCAUGACCUACCCUGACUGGGGAAGUGGCUGUUAUAAGGUAAUGCAGAAUAAGUAAACAAAUAAAAUAGUUAUCUCCAUUUCAGCAUCUCUGCAAUCUAUAUUUUGUCACUUAACUUUUCCAUAUUAUGCAAGCUAUGUACUGUGGGAGUCUUCUUAAUGUUUACCACCUUUAAGUCUCAUCCUUUUCUCAUAUGAUCUUACAGAAUCACAAAUUCAGCUCAGUCUAAUUUAUGAGUUUUGGGUUAACAAGUAAGCCUAUUAUAGAUGUGUGACAGGCAGAUAUGUAAAGUGACCCAUAUGAAUGUUAUAUUGUGGUUGUUCCAGAUGUCUUGCUCUACCCAGGGUCUGACAGUAUGGGUGCAGGACACUGCGUUUCAGUGUGUGCGUACCGGUCAGCUGCUGAGCGUCAGCGUGCGUGUUAAUGACUGGGUCUACAACGGGGUUCUCGUCUGUCCUGCCUGCUCAGACUUAUGUAGCGCCUGCCCUCUACCACAACAGCUCCCGCCCCUCAAUAGUACCAGGAGAGUUUCUAUUGGUGAGUUCCCCUGCCUGUCUUUCCUACCUUCCAUAUACAUGCACACACAUAAUGGGCACACACAGAGAUAAUUUAUAUAACUAGAUACAUUCUAUAGACCUUUUGGUACUAAGGAAGUGUUUUGGCUCUCUUCUAGAUCCGUGCUCCAGUUCCUCCAGCUUAGUGGUAACUCUGAGGCUUCUACUGUUCAACCUCAUCCCUCUGCUAGCUGGAUUUAUCCUGUGUGUGCAGAACUGA